GCAACAGAGGGGUAAUGUACCACAAUGAUCGGAGGACGAGCUUCUUUCAUUCUUCUAAGUACAUUGGCUGUGAUUCAAACCCUUGACGUUCCUUCUAAGAUCUCUUUGACUGAGGUUGAUCUUGGUGAUAGCGUGACUCUGACAUGUAAACCCUCUAAACAUUACUCUGGGUUGUUGUACUGGUUUAGGAUGAAAUUUGGAUAUAUGUUUGAAACAGUUGCUAUGGGGACUUUUCAAACACCAUCACUUCAAGGACAAUUUAACACCUCAAAAUUCAAAGUGUUUAAGGACCAUUCUCUCACCAUAAGAAAUGUGAGCAAAGAAGAUGAAGCAAUGUACUUCUGUCAGGCAGGAGCAGCAUAUCAGAUGUCAUUUGUUAAUGGCACACAUUUAGCCGUGAAUGAUCCUCAAAAUAAGCAGAAAACUGUGAAACUGAGUUCAGAUGUGGAGUUAGUCUCGCUGGGCAACAAGAUAAACCUGCAAUGUUCAUUUCUCAAAGAGAGUCCACGUCAGUGUCCAGAUGAAGACAGAGUCUUCUGGUACAGAGCUGGAUCAGAAUCUGAACCAGGCUUCAUUUAUGCUGACAAGUCCAGCUGUGACAAACAAUCAGGAAGAAGAUGUGUUUCACGUCUGUCCAAAAUUAUUCAGAACCCCUCAGAUGCUGGAAAUGACUACUGUGCCGUGGCCACGUGUGGAGAGAUCCUGUUUGGAGAAGGAACUAAAGUGGAGAUAAGAGAACAAUGGGGUCUACCUGUCAUUGUUCUUGGAACACUGUUGGCUCUUUCUGUGAUUGUGAUUGCAAUCCUCGUAUGUGCAAGAGACUAAAGACUCCAGAAACCACAGAAUGCCUUCAUGACGCCAAAUUUGGUGUUGAGUCUAAGAUAUUGUUUAUAUGCAAC
Messenger RNA from Melanotaenia boesemani (Boeseman's rainbowfish), 899 nucleotides. RefSeq names its product roundabout homolog 3-like. Gene Ontology annotation, biological process: response to bacterium. Bases 25 to 825 code for a protein of 266 amino acids. The transcript is spliced from 5 exons. The record is from RefSeq and is a predicted model, not a curated record. Lineage: Eukaryota; Metazoa; Chordata; Actinopteri; Atheriniformes; Melanotaeniidae.